CUCCUCCCUCCGGACACCGGGUCUCCUCCGCCUCUGAGCCCCUCAUGAAGCGUGUGGACCGGCCGGUACCGGAGCUGCCAUGACCGCGUUGUGUCGCCUGAUCCAGAGAGCGCCGCCUGGCGGUGGCGGAGCGUGGCGCCGGCUCUUCCCCGGGCAGCAGCAGCUCGUCUGCGGGGCUGCUCUCCCGGUGCGGACCGCCAGCUCAUCCAGCCCAGUCAACUUGACCUACGAUGUCUUUGACGGGAAGGGAGAGAGCACUCCCCUGGUGUUUCUUCACGGCCUUUUUGGCAGCAAAUCAAACUUCCACUCAAUAGCCAAGUCCUUGGUUCAGCGCACGGGCCGAAAGGUGCUGACUGUAGAUGCCCGUAACCAUGGCAACAGCCCUCACAGCCCGGAGCUGACCUAUGAGGCGAUGGCCGGCGAUUUGAAACACCUCCUCUCCCAGCUGCACAUCGAGAAGUGCGUCCUCAUUGGCCACAGCAUGGGAGGGAAGACGGCCAUGACGACGGCCAUCACACAGCCUGGUUUAGUUGAGCGGCUGGUGGUUGUGGACAUCAGUCCAGCCCGGACCACCACACGGACCAACUUCCGUUAUUACAUCCAGGCCUUGCAGAAGGUGAAGAUCUCCAGUGACAUCCCACGCUCCACCGCCAGGCGGAUGGCUGAGGAUCAGCUGCGCAGUUUAGUCAAGGAGCACUCAGUGCGUCAGUUCCUGCUGACUAACCUGGUGGAGCAGAACGGACACUAUGCUUGGAGGGUCAACUUGUCGGCCAUCUCGGAGCACCUUGAUGACAUCAUGAGUUUCCCCACAUUCGACACAGUCUAUGAGGGACCCACGCUGUUUCUGGGUGGAGCCAGUUCUGCUUAUAUCAGCUCCGACGAUUACCCAGAAAUCCAGAGGCUGUUCCCUAUGGCUGACAUCCAGUACAUCCCAGACGCCAGCCACUGGAUCCACGCGGAUAAACCCUUAGACUUCAUCAGCUCCAUCAGCUCCUUCCUGCAGUCCUAGCUGCCUCCCGUCAACACCUCAGAACGGUUUCUGUUAACGCUUGGCGCCUCUGAGCGUCCACUCACUGAAAACGAAAGGUGAGAAUUCAGCAGCUUCAGCGAGAGCGAGCGGAAUCGAUGAUGAUGCUAAAACCCUCAACCACUGGACCAAGCUCGCUCUCUUACAGCUCUCAGUUCUUUCACCAGAGUCAAAUGAUGUGUAGUGUAGCGUCAUGUAGGCAAACCUUUAGUCUUACCAGAUUGGCUGGUGUCUAGAUUUUAAGAUCCGUAGGAAGACAAGUAUGUUGAAUUUAACAUAUUUAACAUAAUGGGGCUGUUUUGGAGGUGAUACUAAUCCAAAGAAACUCUCAUUUGCACAGUGCUUUCUUUUGUUUUGACUCAUUUAUGCCAGUAUAAAAGAAAAGAGGAUUUAGACCGAGUACAAUGUGGGACGACUGAAGUGGACCGGCAGUGAAACGGUUGGAUAAGAAGGUUGAGGAGCUCUUCUUUGAGCGAGAUGAAAGGGGAGUUCGGUAUCAUGUGCCCGGAGUAUCCAGCUCUUCAAUGAGGCUGUAAUACAGACAUGAUGUUUUGUUGUAGAAAUGUAAUUAUGGUGAUAUAUUCAGUAUUUUGAACCGGAUUUUAGAUUUUUCCACCUCCUCUGUGGGGUUUUUCUUGUCUUAUUAAGGAGUGUGGUCUUUUAGGUUGAGAGCAGCACUUACUUAUUUCAAUCCAGCGCUCGCACUCAAAUAUACGCUGCUUGCGUUUAGAUUACCUGCUCUCCAGCUUCAGCUCAAACUGAAAGACCACACUCUUGAUUAAAGAUGGAGAAAGCAAAACUCAUGCUGCUCCUAUGUGCGUCUGCCGAAUGUGGGAGAUGAGAAUAUUACAGUUCGCUUACUCUGACUCAACUCGAGCUUAUCAAGAGCACUGGUUAUAUUUUUAACGGAUACGUAACCAUCUAUGAAAACCAAGCUGAAACGCUCAGAAGCAGCAAUGUUACAAUCUGUUUCCUGAAUAUCUCAGGUUACAACUGGAUAUGCUUCUUAUUAUACUCUUGUACUAUUCUGUCUGUGUGGCGGUACGCUGUGGUAAAGUUGUUGUGUCAGUAUUUGUUCAGUCCGAUCCGUGUUUUGAUGAAACAUCUUUUUCUGAUUUAUUAACUGUAUCUCUCGUUAUCUUUACAACUAAGGCGCAAAGCUAUAUGGGUCAUAUCCCACAGAUAUAUGCUGCAACUAUGUCCGUCGUUAUAUAAUCCUGACAGUGUUCGUCUCUUCUGUUUCAUUUGUUUUGAACCGUACAGUCCAGUAGUAAAACUGCCAUCAGAAUGAAUAAGCAGGGUGUUGUAAAUUUGUGCGUGCCUCUUUUGUCGAGAGCUAUUUUUUCCAUUUCUGAAAAACUUGAUAAAGAGAGAACAUUUUAUUUUACGAUGUUAACUAUCAGGCUUGAGAUUGGCAGCCGGGUUGCCAGUUG
Molecule: messenger RNA, 2460 nt
Organism: Limanda limanda (common dab)
Lineage: Eukaryota; Metazoa; Chordata; Actinopteri; Pleuronectiformes; Pleuronectidae
Gene: abhd11
Product: abhydrolase domain containing 11
Exons: 6
Coding region: 80-1009 (309 amino acids)
Cellular component (GO): mitochondrion
Source: RefSeq, a predicted model, not a curated record